AUGGUGUCAACAGCCGACAUUAAGAAGAAGGUGCUAAGCCUCCAUGUUAUUGCAGGCUACUAUACCCUCAACAAAUUCAGGAGCUUGCCAAAUUCGCAAACAACCCAACUGAACACAAUGCUCCAAGCUUCUUUCCAAUCAGUAGGCUUUCAAGGCUUGUUGAACGUCACAAAUGGGGACACCGUCUCGCUUGUUUCCGCUUCCGGUUCUGAAAAAGCACAGCUAGUUAAAGAUAUAUACACUGAUGAUUUCAAAAUAUCAGUCGUUGAAAUUAGCAGUCUAAUUUUUCCUUCAGACUCACCAACUUCACCGCCUUCAUCUCCUUCUGCAUCCCCUCCUUGUGCAUCCACUUCAUCGCCUCCUUCAUCCACACCUUCUUCAUCAUCUCCCUUUGACAUCACCAGAACUAUAACCGGAAGCCCUGAUUUCAACCUCUUUAACACCUACCUUACUCAAACCCAAGUAGCUAACCAGAUCAAUGAACGUAAAACCAUGACAAUCUUCGUGGUCAACAACGGUGCCAUGACCUAUUUAGUAGACAAACCAAUGGAGAUUAAGAAAAAGGUUUUGAGUCUCCAUGUUAUCAUGGACUACUAUACCGUCCAAAAGUUCCACAACUUGCCGGUUUCUCAGCCCACUCGAAUAAACACACUGCUCCAAGUUACUGACCAGCCAAGUGCCCAACAAGGCUUUGUGAACGUCACAAAUGGGGACACCAUCUCGAUUGUUUCAGCUGCUGGUUCAGACCAAGCAGUCGUAGUUCGAGAUAUUGCUGCUGAUGAAAGUUCUUACAUAUCAGUAGUGCAAAUUAGUAAUCUAAUAUUGCCUUCAAGCUUAACUGCACCAACCCCAUCACCUUCUUCAAACCCAGGUAAGUUGCGAUCUGCAGCGCCAGUCAAGGCUCCAAAUAGCAGCAUUGCAGCCGCACCAAAGGUAGGAGACACUACAUCUAGCAGCAUUGCAGCCGCACCAGUAUCCAAUGCACCAAUGACUUCAAUUGCCAGCGGACCAAUUGGAGCUGCCCCAGCUCUGCAUGCAUCUGCAGUCUCUUCUAUUGAUUGUGCUUCUAUUGUAACUAUGAUUUUGGUAUCGGCUUUUUCUCUGGCUUCUGUGAUCCUGAUUUUGAGUCAUAAGAAAAGUCAGUGGGAGGAGGAAGAAGUGGAGAAAGAGGGGAAGGGAAAAACAAAAGGGGAGAGAGGUGACAACAGGCUUGAUGUCCCUACUACUGGUGGUGCCCUUCCUGCAUGGAAUUUACACAAGUUCAUAUCUUUGAGGAAGAAUGGACGAUACAAGAGUUGA
Molecule: messenger RNA, 1299 nt
Organism: Prunus avium (sweet cherry)
Lineage: Eukaryota; Viridiplantae; Streptophyta; Magnoliopsida; Rosales; Rosaceae
Source: RefSeq, a predicted model, not a curated record